Molecule: messenger RNA, 14051 nt
Organism: Oryctolagus cuniculus (rabbit)
Lineage: Eukaryota; Metazoa; Chordata; Mammalia; Lagomorpha; Leporidae
Source: RefSeq, a predicted model, not a curated record
ACGAGGAGGGCGGGGGUAGGAGCCCGGAUUGGGCCAGAAGGUGGCGGGAGCGACGCUGGCGGCCCAAAUACCGCUGAGGGAUUUGGUGGCGGGAAUUGCUGUCAUGGACCACAUCACGGUGCCCAAGGUGGAAAAUGUGAAAUUACUGGAUCGUUAUGUGGAAAAGAAACCAGCUAAUGGGAUUCUGUAUCUCACUGCAACUCACCUGAUCUAUGUGGAAACUUCUGGUGAAACCCGGAAAGAAACAUGGAUUGCGGUCCAUCACAUUGCCACUGUGGAGAAAUUGCCCAUCACUAACCUGGGCUGUCCCCUGGUCCUCCGCUGUAAGAACUUCCGGGUGGCCCACUUUGUUUUAGACUCUGAUCUUGUGUGCAAUGAAGUUUAUAUUUCACUGCUCAAGCUUUCUCAGCCAGUAUUACCUGAAGAUCUUUAUGCUUUUGCUUAUAAUCCCAAAUCCUCAAAAGAGAUGAGGGAAAAUGGAUGGAAACUGAUUAACCCAACAUCAGACUUUGAACGUAUGGGAAUACCCAACAGGUACUGGACCAUAACAGAUGCUAACAGAAGCUAUGAGAUAUGCGGUACCUACCCUCCUGAAAUAGUGAUUCCCAAAUCUGUUACCUUGGGAACAGUGGUUGGAAGUUCAAAAUUCAGAAGUAGAGAACGUGUGCCUGUGCUUUCCUACCUCUACAAAGAGAACAAUGCUGUCAUUUGCCGCUGUAGCCAGCCCCUGUCGGGAUUUUACACUCGCUCUGUGGAUGAUGAGCUCUUGCUGGAAGCCAUUGGCCAGACGAACCCAGGGAACCAGUUUAUGUAUGUCGUAGACACAAGACCAAAGUUGAAUGCCAUGGCCAACCGAGCAGCUGGGAAGGGGUAUGAGAGUGAAGACUACUAUGCCAACAUUCGCUUCAGGUUCAUGGGUAUUGAGAACAUUCAUGUGAUGCGGAGCAGCCUGCAGAAACUCUUGGAAGUUUGUGAAUUGAAAACUCCAACAAUGAGUGAAUUUCUUAGCGGCCUGGAGAGCUCAGGGUGGUUGAGACACAUUAAAGCUAUUAUGGAUGCUGGAAUUUUCAUUACAAAGGCAGUGAAGGUAGAAAAGGCCAGUGUCUUAGUCCAUUGUUCUGAUGGGUGGGACCGCACAGCACAAGUCUGCUCAGUGGCCAGCAUCCUCUUAGAUCCCUUUUAUAGGACAUUCAAAGGACUCAUGAUCCUAAUAGAGAAGGAAUGGAUAUCCAUGGGUCACAAGUUUUCUGAAAGGUGUGGCCAUCUGGAUGGGGACCCCAAAGAAGUGUCCCCUGUCUUCACCCAGUUCCUAGACUGCAUUUGGCAAUUAAUGGAACAGUUUCCCUGUGCCUUUGAAUUUAAUGAAAACUUUCUGCUGGAGAUCCAUGACCAUAUUUUCUCUUGCCAGUUUGGAAACUUCCUUGGAAACUGCCAGAAGGAUCGGGAAGAUCUAAGAGUCCAUGAGAAAACACAUUCUGUGUGGCCUUUCUUGGUUCAGAGGAAACCAGACUUCAAGAACCCUCUAUAUAAAGGCUUCACUAUGUAUGGGGUACUCAAUCCCAGUACUGUACCCUACAACAUUCAGCAGAAUUACAGAGAGACAGAGGCAGAAAGAGAAGUCUUCCAUCCAGUGGUUAACUCCCCAAGUGCCUGCCAACGGCCAGAAGUAGGCCAAUCUGAAGACAAGAGCCAGGAUCCAGGAGCUUCUUCCAGUUUUCCCACAUGGGUGCAGGGACCCAAGGACUUGGGCCAUCUUCUGCUUUCCCAGGCCAUAGCAGAGAGCUGGAUCAGAAGUGGAGCAGCCGGGACUCAAACCGGCACCCAUAUGGGAUGCUGGCAGUGUAGGCAGUGGCUUUUACUCACUGCGCUGCAGUGCUAGCCCCGGGAUUUUGAAUGUUAUCAAAUGCCUUUUCUGCUUCUACUAAUAUAAUCCUAGGCUUUUUCUUCAUUGUGUUGAUUGUGGUGUAUCACGUUUGUUGAUUUGCAUAUAUUGAACCAUCUCUGGGAUGAAUUCCACUUGAUCAUGUUAAUGAUGCUUUUAAUGUGCUAUUAGACUUGAUUUCCUAGUAUUUUGCUGAGGAUUUUCAUUUUUGUAUUCCUCAAGGACAUUUUUUUUUUUCAUUUAUUUGAAAGAUAGAGCUACAGAGAGAAGGAGAAAAAUAUCUGCCAUCUACUGGUUCCCUCCCCCAAAUGGCCGCAGGGCCUGGGGCUAGGCCAAGCAGAAACCAGGAGCCAGGAGCUCCUUCUGGGUCUCCCAUGUGGGUCCAGGGGCCCAAGGUCCUGAACCAUCCUCAGCUGCUUUCCCAGGUGCAUUAGCAAGGAGCUGGAUUGGAAGUGGAGCAGCCGGGACUCAAACUGCACCCAUAUGGGAUGCAAGCGCUGCAGAUAGAGACUUAACCUGCUUCUCCACAGCACCUACCUCCUCAGGGAUAUUGACCCGUAGCUGUUGUUGUAUACCUUGACUGGUUUUGGUAUGAAGGUAAUGCUGGCCUCAUAGAAUGAAUUUAGAGAAGUUCCCUCUUCUUCUACUUUAUUGAAGUAAUUUAAGAAGGACUGAUGUUAAUUCUUUUUAAAAAAAAAAGAUUUAUUUAUUUGAGUUACAGAGAGAGAGGUCUUCCAUCCACGGGUUCUUUCCUCAAAAGGCUGCAAUAGCCAGAGGAGCUAAGCCGAUCCGAAGCCAGGAGCUUUUUCCUGAUCUCCCACGUGGGUGCAGGGGCCCCAGGACUUGGGCCAUCCUCUGGUGCUUUCCCAGGCACAUUAGCAGGGAGUUGGAUUGAAAGUGGAGCCCUGGCCCACUGUACCACAGCACUGGCCCCCAGACUAGUGUUAAUUCUUUAAAUAUUUGGUAGAAUUCAGCAGUACAGCCAAUUCAUCCUGAGCUUUUCUUUGAUGGGAGACUUUUUAUUACUGAUUCAAUUUUUCAACUCAUUAUUGGUCUGUUUAAGUAUUCUAUUUCUGGACAAGAUACAUGUGUCCAGGAAUUUGUCCAUGUCCUCUAGGUUAUCAAAUAUGUUGCCAUAGUAAUCUCCAACAUUACUUUGUAUUUCUGUGGUAACAGUGGUAAUGUCCCCAUUUUUAUAUCUACUGCUUUGUAUUUCAAAACUUCUCUUUUUUCUUGGCUAAGGGUUUAUCAAUUUUGUUUAUAUUUUCAAAGAACUGGCUCUUCGUUUCAUCAAGUUUUUUAAAAAAUUAGUCUCUGUUAUUUAUUUGUAUUCUGAGUUACAGUGUUUCUUUCCUUCUGCCAACUUUGGAUUUGAUUUAUUGUUUUUCAGAUUCCUUGGGGUAUGGUAAGCAGUUAUUUUCUUGAGGUCUUCUCUGGGUUUUUUUGGUUUGUUUUGUUUGUUUAAUGCAGGCAUUGAUUGCUGUAAACUUAACUGUUGAUAUUGCUUUUGUUGUAUCCCAUGAACUAUUGGUAUGGAGUAUUCCCAUUUUCAAUAAUUUCAAGAAAUUUUUUGGUUUCCUCCUUGAUUUCUUCCUUGAUCAUCAGUUGUUCAGGAGUAAGUUUAAUUUCCAUGUGUUUGUAUAGUUUAUAACAUUUUUCUUAUUAUUGAUUUCUAGUUUUCUUGAAUUGUUGCCAAAAAGAUACUUGAUAUGAUUUCUGGUUUUUUUUUUUUAAUUUGUUGAGACCUGUUUUGUAUGUUUAGUAUGUGAUGUAUCCUGGAAAAUGUUCCUAUGUGCUUUUGAGGUGAAUAUGUAUUCUGCAGGUGUUGGAUGGAAAGUUCUGUAGAUGUCUGUUAGGUGCAUUUGCUCUAGGAUGAAAUUGAGCUCUGCGAGAUGAUCUGUUCAUUUCUGAAAGUGGGGUGUUAAUGUCCCCCUACUGAUUUUUAUUAGAGUCUGUCUCUCCCUUUAGGUCUAUUGAUAUCUGCUUUAUGUGCUUGGCUACUCCAAUAUUGGGUGCAUAUGAUUUUUUUAAAGAUUUAUUUAUUUAUUUGAAAGGCAGUGUUACUGAGAGGCAGAGACAGAGAGAGAGUUGGGGGGAGGGAGGUCUUCCAUCCGCUGGUUCACUCCACAGAUGGCCACAACAGCCAGAGCUGUGCCAAUCCGAAGCCAAGAGCUUCUUCCCGGUCUCCAAAGCAGGGCCAUCUUCAAAGGACUUGGGCCAUCUUCUACUGCUUUCCCAGGCCAUAGCAGAGAGCUGGAUGGGAAGUGGAGCAGCCUGGACUUAAACUGGUACUCAUAUGAGAUGCCAGUACUGCAGCUGGCAGCUUUACCUGCUAUGCCCCAGAUACAUAUGAUUUUGCAAGUGUUAUUUCCUCUUGCUGAAAUAAACCAUUUGUCAUUACAUAAUGGCCUUCCUGGUCUCUUUUUACUACAUAUUAUUUAAAAUUAUUUUAUCUGAUAUAAAUCCAGCUUUUCCUGCUUUCUUUUUUUCUUUCUUAUCAUGGCUUAUCUUGUUCUAUCCUUUCAUUUUCAGUCUAUGUGUGUCCUUAGAGUUGAAGUGAAUUUCUUAUAUCCUUGGGUCCUAUUUUUUAAUUCAUUCAGUCACUGUUUUAAUUGGAGAAUUUAGUCCAUUGACAUUUGAAGUAAUUAUUGAUAGAAAAGGUCUUAUUUCUGCCAUUUUUGUACUUUUAAAAACUAUUUUAAUUGUUUCUUUUUGUCACUAAAUUAGAAACUUCAUUUGUGGUUAAGUGAUUUUCUCUAAUGAUAUACUUUAAGUCUUUGCUUAUUAGUUUUGAUAAAGCUAUGUAUAUAUGUUUUUGCUUUGUUGUUACCUUAAGACUUACAAAAAAAAAACUUCUUUGGCUAUAACAAGUUAUGUUGAAAUUAUAAUGUUGAUUAUAAAAAUAGGAAAAGAGAUAAGAAAGCCUAAUAAAGCACUCCACAUUUGUGCUCCAUUCUACACAUUUUGCCUCUUUCCAUAUUGCUUGUCUCUUAACAUUUUAUUAUAGUAUUUUUAAUUUUUAUUACUCCAAGUAAUGCUAUAACUUACUUACACACCAUGUUAUAAUAUCAGAGCAUUCCUAAUUUGUUGCUAUAGUUACUCUUACCAACAAGUUUUCUACCUUCUGAUAUUUUCUUAUUACAUGUUUCUGUCUCUUUCUUUGAAUUUAAAGAACCCCCUUUAACCUUUCAUGUAACACAAAUCUGGUUAUGAUAAAUUCUCUUGGAUUUUAUUUGUCUUGAAAUAUCUUUAUCUCUCCAUCAUAUCCAAAAGAUAGCUUUGCUGGGUAGAGUAGUCUUAUGGGGGCAUUUUUUUUCCCUUCAGUUCUGUAAAAGUCUCAUCGCUUUAAAGUUUCUAUUAAGAAGUCUGCAUUCCAGCUACUUAGGACCUCAUUGUAUGUUACUUGCUUAUUUUCUCUUGUAGCUUUGAAAAUUCUCUUUAUUUUUAAAUUUUGAGAGCUUGAUUAUAAUAUAUCUUGAGGUAGACUUGGUUGGGUUAAAUUGAUUGGUAACCUUUGUCUUCCCUGUACCUGAAAAGUUAUAUCUUUCUCUAGGUUUGCAAAGUUAUCUGUCAUUAUCUCUUUGAUAAUGCUCUCUACCCCUUUGGCAUUCUUAAGUCCUAGGUAGUUAGAUUCUGGUGCCUUAUUUUGCUCUUUAGGUGAGGUUGUGGUUCCCUGGAACUUCUUGAUGUUUGUUGGAGUAUGGUGUGAUCUGCUCAUUGAAUGAUUAGUUUUAGUAUCUGACUUUGUAUAUUGCUCUCCUUCUAGAAGUUCUAAGAACUCUUUUCUGUUGCUGAGAUGGGUUCACUGCCUGAUGCUGCAACUAUCAGCUACUGGUGAUGCUGGUUUGGGUGUAGGAUUGCUCAACCAAGACCGCAGAACUCCACUGGGCACUGAAACAGAUCCAGAGGCUCAGUCUGCAGGCAUGACUUAUGGACAGGGACUGUUGGAUUCUUUUCAAUGUUAGCUUUUAUCAUCCUUGCACUGAGUUCCAAAACAGUCCUGUGAUUCCUUGGUAUCUGCCAAGGUUUUUGUAGAGGUGAUAGAGGUGUUCCUCAGCUACUCAGACUGGUUCACAUCUGGGUCUCACAGUUACCAAGCCCUUUGUAAUCUUGGGAGUAUACCCAAGGCCCACAAGAGACUGCUGGUGCUACAUGCCAAACUAAAUCUCUCACCAGGUACAAGUCUCCACCUGAUAUGAGAGUAAGUCCACUGACACUAUCCACAGUCACUGGCCUAGAGAUGGAAACCAUUAGUAUCUACCCAGCAUUGGUUUUUACCAGCCCAGCACUGAUUUCCAAGACACAGUCCCUUAGCCUCUUCUAUCUGCUCAAGGUUGGUGGAAAAUGAUAAAGGCAGCCCUUUGGGGCCCACAGAGUAUGAAAAUAAUCUUGUGACAGGUACCAAAAUAAUCUUACCCAUUGGAGUGCAGGUAUCUGCCUAAUACCCUACAAAUUUAAAAGCUUAGUGCAAGCAUUGGCUGGUUGAGUAGUAGAGUCCUUUGUACUUUUACCAGGUGCUAGAUCUUGGCACAGUAAGACUGGCUCUGAGAUCCAAGGCAUGGUCCUAAAUUCCCUUUCCUGGCCUCUCUAUGUGGUUAGAGCUUGAUUUCCACAGGUAAUUGGAGGAGGGAUGGCAGGAAGGUUAUUUUUAUAAGAUUUAUUUAUUUAUUUGCAAGUCAGAGUUACACAGAGAGGGGGAGGGGUAGAGGGAGAGGGAGGGAGGUCUUCCAUCCGAUGGUUCACUCCCCAAUUGGCCACAACAGCUGGAUGGAAGCUCCAUUUUUUUGGGUAGUAGGGUUCAAUAGUGGGAUGAACUGGGAUUCAAUUCAUCCUCCCUCUCCAUCUGUCAUCUCUCCAUUCUGUAUUCGUUGAACUGAGAAAGGUAUAUGACUUGGGCAACUCUUUACUUCCUGCUUUCUUCAGUAUGACUUUUCUUAUAACAAGAAAAUCUGGCUUAUAAUCUGGUUUUUGUACCUCUCAUGAUGGUGACUUGUGUGUAUAGGUGUUCACCUUGCUGUAUUUGCAGAGGAGUGGUUGUCAGAACUUCUUACAUAGCAACCAUCUUGGCUCUUCCCCUAUUAUUUCUUUGAGUACAUUUUCUGGACUUUAUUCUCUGAUCUUCUGAGAUUUCCAUCCUUAUAUUUCUCUGCUGGCUGAUUACCCAUCAGUCCCUGACCGGAUUUCAUUGAUUUUUACUGCUGUGUAGUAUUCUAUAGAGUACAUAUCCCAUAAUUUCUUUUUCCAGUCUACUGUUGAUGGGCAUUUAGGUUGAUUCCAGGUCUUAGCUAUUGUGAAUUGAGCUGCAAUAAACAUUAAGGUGCAGACAGCUUUUUUACUUGCCCUUUUAAGUUCCUUUGGGUAAAUUCCAAGGAGUGGGAUGGUUGGGUUGUAUGGUAGGGUUAUAUUCAGGUUUCUGAGGAAUCUCCACACUGACUUCCAUAGUGGCUUUACCAGUUUGCAUUCCCAGCAACAGUGGGUUAGUGUCCCUUUUUCCCCACAUCCUCGCCAGCAUCUGUUGUUAGUAGAUUUCUGUAUGUGAGCCAUUCUAACCGGGGUGAGGUGAAACCUCAUUGUGGUUUUGAUUUGCAUUUCCCUGAUGGCUAGUGAUGCUGAACAUUUUUUCAUGUGUCUGUUGGCCAUUUGGAUUUCCUCUUUUGUAAAAUUGUCUAUUGAGGUCCUUGGCCCAUCUGUUAAGUGGAUUGUUUGUUUUGUUGUUGUGGAGUUUCUUGAUCUCUUUGUAGAUUCUGGUUAUCAACCCUUUAUCUGUUGCAUAGUUUGCAAAUCUUUUUUUUCCUAUUCUGUCGGUUGCCUCUUCACUUUCCUGACUGUUUCUUUUGCUGUGCAGAAACUUGUCAAUUGGAUGUAAUCCCAAUUGUUAAUUUUUGGCUUUGACCGCCUGUACCUCUGGGGUCCUUUCCAAGAAGUCUUUGCCUGUGCCUGUAUCUUGCAGGGUUUCUCCAAUGUUCUCUAAUAAUUUGAUGGUGUCAGUCGUAAAUUUAGGUCUUUAAUCCAUGUUGAGUGGAUUUUUGUGUAAGGUGUAAGGUAGGGGUCUUGCUUCAUGCUUCUGCACGUGGAAAUCCAGUUUGCCCAGCACUAUUUAUUGAAUAGACUGUCCUUGCUCCAGGAGUUGGUUUUAGAUCCUUGAUCAAAUAUAAGUUGGCUGUAGAUGUUUGGAUUGAUUUCUGGUGUUUCUAUUCUGUUCCAUUAGUCUAUCCAUCUGUUUCUGAACCAGUACCAUGCUGUUUUGAUUACAACUGCCCUGUAGUAUGUCCUGAAAUCUGGUAUUGUGAUGCCUCUGGCUUUGUUUUUGUUGUAUAAGAUUGCUUUAGCUAUUCGUGGUCUCCUGUGCCUCUGUAUGAAUUUCAGCAUCAUUUUUUCCAGAUCUGAGAAGAAUUUCUUUGUUAUUUUGAUUGGUAUCACAUUGAAUCUAUAAACUGCUUUUGGGAGAAUGGACAUUUUGAUGAUAUUGAUUCUUCCAAUCCAUGAGCAUGGAAGAUUUUUCCAUUUUUUGGUGUCGUCUUCUAUUUCUUUCUUUAAAAUUUUGUAAUUCUCAUCGUAGAGAUCUUUGACGUCAUUGGUUAAGUUUAUUCCAAGGUAUUUGCUUGUUUUGUAGCUAUUGUGAAUGGGACUGAUCUUAGCAGUUCUUUCUCAGCCGUGGCAUUGCCUGUGUAUACAAAGACUGUUGAUUUUUGUGCAUUGAUUUUACAUCCUGCUACUUUGCCAAACUCUUUUAUUUUUUUUUAAUUUAAUAAAUUGGAAUUUACAAAGUGCAUCUUUUGUAUUGUUGUGGCUCCCUCCCCCCAAACUCCCUCCCUCCCGCAGCCUUCCCCUCUCCCACUCCCUCUCCCAUCCUGCCCUUCAUUGAGUUUCAUUUUUAAUCACCUUCAUAUACAGAAGAUCAACUUAGUAUACACUAAGCAAGGAUUUCAACAGGCUGCACUCACACAACCGCACAAGGUAUACGGCAUUGUUCGACUAGUAGUGUUGUUUUUAAGUUUCAUAGUAAAACACAUAAAGGACAGAGAUCCUACGUGGGGAGCCUGUACUCAGUGACUCCCGUUGUUGAUUUAACAGUUGGCAAUCUUAUUUAUGACAUCAGCAAUCACCCGAGACUCUUGCUAUGUGCUGUCUAGGCUAUGGAAGCCCCUUGAGUUCACCAACUCUGAACUUGUUUAGUCAAGGCCAUAUCACAGUGAAGGUUCCUUCCUCCCUUCAGAGAAAGGCGCCUCCCUCUUUGAUGGCCUGUUCCUUCUGCUGGAGUCUUGUUCACCAGGAUCUUUCAUUUAGAUUGUUUUUUUGCCACUGUGUCAUGGCUUCCCAUGCCUGUGAGAUUCUCAUGAACCUUUUAGCCAGAUCUGAAUGUCCCAAGGGUUGAUUCUGAGGCAGGAGUGCUGCCAAACUCUUCUAUGACAUCAAAUAGUUUCUUAGUAGAGUUCUUUGGAUACGCUAAAUAAAGAAUCAUAUCAUCUGCAAAGAGGGAUAGUUUGAUUUCUUCCCUCCCAAUUUGUAUCCUUUAAUUUCUUUUUCUUCCCUAAUGGCUCUGGCUAAAACUUCCAGAACUGUUUUGAAUAGCAGUGGUGAGAGUGGGCAUCCCUGUCUGGUACCAGACUUUUCCCCAUUCAAUAGGAUGCUGGACAUGGGUUUUUCAUAAAUUGCUUUGAUUGUAUUGAGGAAUGUUUCUUCUAUACCCAGUUUGCUUAGAGUUUUCAUUAUGAAAGGGUGUGUAUUUUCUUGAAUGCUUUCUCAGCGUCUAUUGAGAUAAUCAUAUGUUUUUUCUUUUUUCUUUUCUUUUCUUUUUUUUUUUUUUUUUUUUUUUUUUGACGGGAAGAGUGGACUGUGAGAGAGAGAGACAGAAAGGUCUACCUUUGCCGUUGGUUCACCCUCCAAUGGCCGCUGCGGCCGGCGUGCUGCAGCUGGCACACCGCACUGAUCCGAUGGCAGGAGCCAGCUGCUUAUCCUGGUCGCCCAUGGGGUGCAGGGCCCAAGUACUUGGGCCAUCCUCCACUGCACUCCCUGGCCACAGCAGAGAGCUGGCCUGGAAGAGGGGCGACUGGGACAGAAUCCGGCGCCCCGACCGGGACUAGAACCCGGUGUGCCGGCGCCGCUAGGUGGAGGAUUAGCCUAUUGAGCCACGGCGCCGGCCCAUAUGGUUUUUCUUCUGCAGUCUGUUAAUGUGGUAUAUCACAUUGAUUGAUUUGCGAACACUGACCCAUCCCUGCAUACCAGGGGUAAAUCCUACUUGGUCUGGGUGGAUGAUCUUUCUGAUGUGUUGUUGCAUUCUGUUAGCCAGAAUUUUAUUGAGGAUUUUUGGGUCUAUGUUCAUUAGGGAUAUUGGUCUGUAAUUGUCUUUCAGAUCUGCAUCUUUUUCAGGCUUAGGAUUAAGGUGAUGCUAGCUUCAUAGAAAAAAUUUGGGAGGAUUCCCUCUUAUUCGAUUGUUCUGAAUAGUUUGAGAAGAAUUGGAGUCAGUUCUUCUUUAAAUGUCUGGUAGAAUUCAGCAGUGAAUCCAUCCGGUCCUGGUCUUUUCUUUGUUGGGAGGGUCUUUAUUACUUAUUCAAUUUCUAUCUCAGUUAUGGGUAUGUUUAAGUUUUCUAUGUCUUCAUAGAUCAAUUUAAGUACGUUGCAUGUGUCCAGGAAUUAUCCAUUUCUGAGAUUUCCCUGUUUGCUGGCAUACAGGUCCUUGUAGUAAUUUCUGAUGAUUCUUUUUAUUUCUGUGGUGUCUAUUGUUACAUUUCCUUUUUCAUCUCUGAUUUUAUUGAUAUGGGUCUUUUCUCUUCUUUUUUUAGUUAGUUGGGCCAAUGGUGUGUCAAUUUUGUUUAUUUUUUCAAAAAACCAGCUCUUCCCUUGGUUGAUCUUUUGUAAUGUUUUUUUUUUUUUUUUGAUUCAGUUCUGUUGAAUUCUUCUCUGAUUUUAAUUAUUUCUCUUUUCCUUCUAGGUUUGAGUCUGGUUUGCUGCAGUUUUGCUAGAUCCUUGAGAUGCAUUGAAAGCUCAUUUAUUUGGUGACUUUCCAAUUUCUUGAUGUAGGCACUUAUUGCCAUAAACUUUCCUCUUAACACUGCUUUUGCUAUAUCCCAUAAGUUUUGAUAUGAUGUGUUGUUAUCCUCAUUUACUUCCAGAAAGUUUUUGAUUUCUCUUUUGACUUCUUCUGUGACCCACUGUUGUUCAGUUUUCAUGUGUUUGCAUAUGCUCUAGGGAUUCCUGAGUUGCUAAUUUACAGCUUCAUUCCACUGUGGUCUGAGAAGCUGCAUGGUAUGAUUCUAAUUCUUUUGAAUUUGCUGAGACUUGCUUUAUGGCCUAGUAUGUGGUCAAUCCUAGAGAAGGUUCCAUAUACUGCUGAGAAGAAUGUAAAUUCUUUAAGUGUAGGAUUAAAAGUUUUGUAGAUAUCUAUUAGAUCUAUCUGGGCUAUAGUGUUGAUUAAAUCUGCUAUUUCCUGGUUGAUCUUCUAUGAGGUUGAUUUGUCUAUUUCUGAGAGUGGAGUAUUGAAGUCUCCCAGUACUACUGUAUUGGAGUCUAAGUUUCCCUUUAAGUCCCUUAACAUAUCUUUUAAAUAAACAGGUGCCUUGUAAUUAGGAGCAUAUACAUUUAUAAUAGUUACAUCUUCCUAUUGAAUUGAACCCUUAAUCAUUAUAUAGUGCCCCUCUUUGUCUCUCUUAACAGUUUUUGUGUUAAAGUUUAUUUUGUCUGAUAUUAAGAUGGCUAUGCUAGCUCUUUUUGGUUCCCGCUGGCAUGGAAUAUCUUUUUCCAACGUUUCACUUUCAGUCUGUAUGCAUCUUUGUUGGACAGAUGUGUUUCUUGUAAGCAGCAAAUAGAUGGGUUUUGUUCCUUUACCCAAUCAGCUAGUCUGUGUCUUUUAACUGGAGAGUUGAGGCCAUUAACAUUCAAUGUGACUAUUGAUAAGUAAUAACUUUGCCCUGCCAUUUUCCCAAAGAUAUUUUUAAUAUAUGCUUUGAACGUCCUGUGAUCUUUUACUGGGAGGUAUUCUUCUUUUACCUUCUUUUAUAUUGAUGGCUGUGUUUCUGUGUAUAACACAUCUUUAAGCAUCUUUUGCAGGGCUGGAUGAGUAGUGAAAAAUUCUUUCAAUUUCUGUUUGCUAUGAAAGGUCUUUUUUUCACCUCCAUUCACAAAUGAGAGCUUUGCAGGAUAUAAUAUUCUGGGCUUGCAGUUUUUUUCUCUUACUACCUGGGCUAUGUCUUGCCAUUCCCUCCUAGCCUGUAGGGUUUCUGAUGAGAAGUCUGCUGUGAGUCUAAUUGGAGAUCCUCUGAGAGUAAUCUGACGUUUCUCUCUUGCACAUUUUAGAAUCUUUUCUUUAUGUUUUACUGUGGUGAGUUUCAUUACAACGUGUCGUGGUGAGAAUCUCUUUUGGUCAUGGUUAUUAGGGGUUCUAUGAACUUCCUGUACUAGGAUGUCUCUGUCCUUCUCCAAACCUGGGAAAUUUUCUGCUAGUAUCUCAUUAAAAAGGCCUUCUAAUCCUUUCUCCCUCUCCAUGCCUUCAGGAACUCCUAGAACCCGAAUAUUGGGUUUUUUAAUAGUAUCCUGUAGAUUCCCAACAAUAUUUUUUAGCUUUCUAAUUUCCUCUUCUUUUCUUUAGUUUGACUGUAUACUUUCCUGUUCUCUGUCUUCUAAGUCCGAUAUUCUCUCUUCUGCUUCACUGAUUCUGUUUUUAAGGCUCUCUAAUGCGUUUUUCAUUUGAUCUAUUGAAUUCUUCAUUUCAUUUUGAUUUCUCGUCACUAUCACAGUUCCAUGUUCUACUAGUUUUUUCAUUUCAUUUUGAUUCCUCCUUAAUAUUUCAUUUUCGUGAGAGAGAUUUUCAAUCCUGUCCAGUAAGGAUUUCUGUAGUUCAAGAAUUUGUUUUUGAGAACUUCUAAAUGUUCUUAUCAUAAAUUUUUUGAAAUCUGUAUCUUAUAUUUCUUCUAUCUUAUCAUCUUCAUAAUCUUGAAUUGGAGUGUCAUAUUCGUUUGGGGGCAUCAUAAUGUCUUCCUUGUUCUUGUUUCCUCGGUUUCUGCGUUUGUUGCUUGGCAUUGUGGAGAUAUUCUUUGGUUUCUUCUUUUUUUCCCUCACUGUGGUGGCUUUUCUUGGUAUACUAUGUCCCUAGAUUAAGUGGACUGUCUGCUUUUGGUGGAUCCUUAGAGGCUUGUGAUGGGUGUGGCCAGAGAGCUCUGUUCAGUUCUUCAGGUUUAAGGCUGUGCCAAAGGUGACACACCCAGGUUUGGGGUGGUAAAUCUUCUCUCUCUCUCUCUCUCUCUCUCUCUCUUUUGUAUUCAGAAGAGAAGUAAUUCUGCACAGCUGAGCUAUUCUCCUUGAAGGCAGUCAGUGUCUGAGCACUGGCCCCUGUAGGUAUAAUAUUCAUCUGCUCUGUCCCAAGGACCACACAAAGGAUCUGUGCAGUCCUCAGUGUAAGCUCAGAUUCCCCUGAAAUCUCCCAUCGGGUUGCCAAGGUUACCAAGUUUGUGGCGUCUCCCACCGAGUACUCACGUCUCAAGAUAUCCAUGAGUUCUCUAACACACCCUCAGUUUUUUUUUUCACAGUCUCAGUUCAUAAGUUCCACACAUUCACUAGGUCUUAACCUCCUGUUAUUUCUCCCCACCAGAUUCAGGUUUUUCUGCUUGGCUGAGGGUGGGUGCUGCCCUGAGGUGGUGCAGCUUUUAUGUAUGUCCAAAAUGGCACCUGCUCUUUUUCAUGCUCGCCUGGAGAGAAUCGUGUCUGUACUGGUCCCUUUUAUUUAUUUAUUUUUCUCUCCUCUAGUUAGCCUGGUGAGCUUCAAGCCUCGUUCCCUCUAGGCUCUUCCUGACACUUUCCCACCAGUGUCUCAGGCUACUGAUGUUUCACUUCAUCUCCCUUUCCAGCACUGAUGCGUAGACUCAGUGGCUAGGGUCCCAAGUUGUGGGCACCCGUGCCCUCCACGUAGGUCCACCAUGUCCCACUAGUUCCUGAAGAGUUUCCUCUGCAGUUUUUUCCCCUAACUCUUCCCUGAAACUACAGUAUCUCCACUUUUAUUAAACUUUCUUUUCCCGGAUUAUCAGUGCGUGCCCUCCCUAUUCUGCCAUCUUGGAGGACUCCCUUUAUUUUCUUUUUUUAAGAUUUAUUUAUUUGAAGACAGAGUGACAGAGAUUGAGGCAUACACAUACACAUACACAUACACAUACACAUACACAUACACAGAGGGAGAGGGGAA